This is a messenger RNA of Paramecium tetraurelia, 537 nucleotides long. RefSeq lists its product as uncharacterized. Lineage: Eukaryota; Ciliophora; Oligohymenophorea; Peniculida; Parameciidae. Gene Ontology annotation, biological process: microtubule-based process. The record is from RefSeq and is a predicted model, not a curated record. The transcript has 3 exons. Gene Ontology annotation, cellular component: dynein complex.
AUGUUUUAGAUCGUCAAAGUGGAUUCAGGCAUUGAUGCAAAAUUAGAAUUCGAAAUAUCCAACAUAGUUAAGGGGGCUUAUGAAAGAUUCAAUAACCAGUUCGACAGAUCGAAAUAUAUCUCCGAUUAUUUGGAUGAAAGGUAUGGGGGAUGUUGGAGAGUAACAAUAGGAAAAUAAUUUACAAGUUGUGGAACCUACUAUUUGUCAUAAUUGUUAAGACUUAGCUAUCAAAACGAUUAAAUAGAAAUUGUUAGAACAUAGGGUGAUUCAGAAUUUGAAAUUAUACAAAGGGAUUUGGGAAUGAACUAAGCUGUUUUUGAUUCAAUUUUGGGAAUAAUUUCAAAUGCUUAACAAACCUAGAAAAACCUAUCCGCUCAAGUUGAGUAUAUUUCAGAAUGCGUGGAGUCUAAACAUGCUGGGAAAUGGGCUGUGAUUUGUGGGUAUGAUUUUAAUAGUCGAGUUCCUUAUGUUAAUAAUAAUUUAGUCUGUGUAGCCAAAAAGGGAAUCAGAUAUACAGUAUUAAUGAUAAGUAAAUGA